Messenger RNA from Eriocheir sinensis (Chinese mitten crab), 1624 nucleotides. RefSeq names its product guanine nucleotide-binding protein subunit beta-5-like (gene Gbeta5). Gene Ontology annotation, biological process: G protein-coupled receptor signaling pathway; G protein-coupled dopamine receptor signaling pathway. The record is from RefSeq and is a predicted model, not a curated record. Gene Ontology annotation, cellular component: heterotrimeric G-protein complex; cytoplasm. Gene Ontology annotation, molecular function: protein binding; signaling receptor complex adaptor activity. Lineage: Eukaryota; Metazoa; Arthropoda; Malacostraca; Decapoda; Varunidae. Bases 23 to 1087 code for a protein of 354 amino acids. The transcript is spliced from 9 exons.
CACAUACACGCCCGUUGCCACCAUGUCUGACGGAGGCCUGAAGGUGGAGCAACCCAUGGAGAGUAUGGAGGCUUUGUCAAGAGAGGCGGAGGAGCUGAAAGUCAAACUGGACGAGGAGCGACAGAAACUAAAUGAUGUUCCACUGACAACGGUGGCGGCGCGGCUGGAGGCCCUGCCGCCGCUCAACAUCAAGCCGCGGCGGGUGCUGCGGGGCCACCAGGGGAAGGUGCUUUGUUCGGACUGGUGCAACGACAAGCGCCACCUCGUCUCCUCCUCGCAGGACGGGAAGAUGAUCAUCUGGGACGCCUUCACUACCAACAAGGAACACGCAGUCACCAUGCCCACCACCUGGGUCAUGGCCUGCGCCUACUCCCCAACGGGCUCCAUGGUGGCUUGUGGGGGCCUCGACAACAAGGUGACCGUGUACCCGCUGAGCUUCGACGAGGACGUGACGCUGAAGAAGAAGGCUGUCGGCACACACACCUCCUACAUGUCCUGCUGCACCUUCCCCUACUCGGACCAACAGAUCCUGACGGGCUCCGGGGACUCCACCUGCGCGCUGUGGGACGUUGAGUCUGGGAUGAUGCUGCAGAGUUUUCAGGGCCACCAGGGCGACGUGAUGGCUCUCGACCUGGCACCCUCAGAAACUGGAAAUACCUUCGUGUCCGGGGGCUGCGACAAGCUGGCCCUCGUCUGGGAUAUGCGGACCGGUCAGUGCGUCCAGAGCUUCGAGGGUCACGAGUCCGAUAUCAACUCCGUCAAAUUCUAUCCCUCGGGCGACUCCAUAGCCACGGGUUCGGACGAUGCGACGUGUCGCCUCUUCGACUUGCGGGCUGACCGUGAGAUCGCCACCUAUACCAAGGAGAGCAUCAUCUUCGGGGUCAAUUCCGUCGACUUCUCUGUCAGUGGUCGCUUGUUGUUUGCGGGCUACAACGACUACACAGUCAACGUGUGGGAUACCCUCAAGUGCAACCGCCUUUCCAUCCUCUACGGCCACGAGAACAGAGUCUCCUGUCUCAAGACCUCGCCGGAUGGCACCUCCAUAUCCACGGGCUCGUGGGACUUUACUCUCAGGGUGUGGGCCUGAAGUGACAUAAAGGGCGGCAGCGCGGCCUUAUCUGGGGCAGGCAGCGCUAGGACGACGGUGGACAGACUCCUUUCGCAGGCACGAUAUUUUAUAGUGAACUGCGAGGCAGUAUCUCCCUUGAAGUGUUUCCAGUUACUUAACUUGUCGGUCAGACAUUUUAUAUUUAGUGUCUUUUUCCUCUGGUAGGAUGACCACAUAAGGACUUCCAGUAGUCUGCGUCCCUGUCCCACACACCUUCCUCAGACUCAUUGAGAGAUUGUCGUAGGGAUAAUUCAGUACAUGGCUCAGUCAGUUGGACCCUGACUGGUAAGUAGCUCCCAUUUACUGUAAAUCCCCGUACAGGGUAGGACACAAGUUAUUUAACGAUAAUCAUUCUGAGAAAACUAUUAGGUAAAUCCCUGACUAGCAAUGUUGCGAGUGGACAGUCUCUCGCCGUACUGAAAACACUGCCACAGUGCGUAACAUGUCCAUGUUAUAUUUGGCCCGUUAAGGGCUAGCAGUCAUGACCUCAAAAUAUAAUAAAAAACACCUCAACAA